AUGUCUCUGAUUAUCGCGCCAUACAACAAUGCCAUGCGUCUGGGCGACGAAUCUAACAGCCUCAGCUUCAACUCAUACACGCAGCAGAUCUGCAUUGACGACGCUGUUGUAAUUGACCCCGACCGCUUCGACAAUUCGGUCACCAACGAUGGCUUCGCCGAUGCGCGAGAAUUAUCGAAGGGUGGACCAAGUCAGACUGUCGCGUAUACUUCACGCUCUCUGCCAAUCAAGUAUGGUGCCAUUGGUGGCUCCGGCAAAGGCUCUUUCGUCGACUUAGACAAGUUCAAGGAGAGCGAUCUCAACAUCUUCAUCUCCGUCAAGGUCAUCAACCAGAGCAUCAACAUCAAAGAUGCUCUCGUUUUCCAGGGCCUUUCCUCGGUCAACGCAGAGACGUUUCGCUCCGUCUUUGGAGACUGUUUCAUAUCUGGCUUCCUAGAAGGCGGAGAAUUCAAUGCUCUAGUGAGCUUGAAAGUUUUGAACAAAGACAAGCGCGCGACUGUCAAAGCCGAGGCAGAAAUGGCUUUGAGCGUUGGAGCUACUGACAUCAAAGCCAUUGCCAAAGAUGACAUUGACAUGUCCAAUCUUUGGUCGCAGACAGACACGACCAUCCAGGUUGGCUGGUCGGGUGGCGGCCACAUCAAGCCAGCGGACCAACCUUGGACCAUUCAAACCUUGAUGGAGACGGCCGCCAAAUUUCCUGACCUUGUUGCUAGCACUUCCCAGCGUACUUAUGCUAUCCUCACAAAGUAUGAGACGCUUCAGAGUUACAUGGCCCUGAAGCCCCCGGAUCUGAAGCCACUGUAUUACGAAAACGCAGCCAUCGUCACCAACUCACUGCUGGAUGCCUACAUGGACUACAAGAAUAUAUACAGCACUCUGGGAACUCAUCUUCUCGACAUCCACGCUGGCAAGAAGGAAUUUGUAGGCUGGCCCAGUGAAGCGGAGGACUUUGCCAAAACCGACACCCUCUCUCCCAUCACCGAUGAACGCCCUUUUGAAGCGACCAUUGAGGGACUUGACCUCGCCCGCCGUGCUUGCCGGUUCCAGAUGGUCAAGAUUGUCAGAGAGGUGGCCAUCAUCGAGGAAAAUCCGGACUAUGCCGCGGAUGAGAAGCGUCUAGAGGCAAUCCAGAGUACUACUAUCUUCCGCGAGCGGCUUCCCUGCGUCAAAGACAAGGGAGAAGUGCCGUACCUUACAAAUGGGCCCUGA
Molecule: messenger RNA, 1209 nt
Organism: Trichoderma gamsii
Lineage: Eukaryota; Fungi; Ascomycota; Sordariomycetes; Hypocreales; Hypocreaceae
Exons: 7
Coding region: 1-1209 (402 amino acids)
Source: RefSeq, a predicted model, not a curated record